CCCCUUCGCUGGAGGUGAGGUGUAGAAUUACCCCACUCUUUGUUACACCUGCUGCGAGCCUUGGCCCUACCUAGGUACUCUAUAUUACAGUGCAAUGCUGUAAUCUUACUGUGCUUUUACGCCGGGGAAUGAAAUGUGUCCAUCAGCCUCGCCAGCUACCUUGUCAGCUUGCAUUAAAGCAGCUUCUUUUCUUUCAACUUCUGUACGUGUAGGCAACUUUCGGGCUCGCACUAGGGAUUUUCAAACAACGCGGGUGUCUGCGAUAGCGAAUAUCAUUCGUUUUCACCUUGGCGCGUUGUACCAUCUCUUGACUUGGCAAUGGAGGCCCUUCGAUCAGCUCUGCAGCCACUGCGGCCGCUCACUCACAACUUGCCCGCGCCCAUUCGCGAUCUCGGCGUAUCCAUCAUCGGCGAGACCUGUUACCAGCGCCUACUUCUCGAUCUAGACCCGACCGACUCUGCAUGCCUCAAGCUAGCCAUAUCGAAGGGCCUGGGUAUUGGCAUCAUUGGUGCCUCCUCGAUUGUCAAAGUCCCCCAAAUCAUCAAGCUCGUCAACUCCAAGUCGGCCUCAGGCGUCAGCUUCCUGUCCUAUCUACUCGAGACCACGUCGUACCUCAUCACCCUCGCCUACAACGUUCGGAAUGGAUUCCCUUUUAGCACCUACGGCGAGACUGCUCUGAUCCUCGGCCAAAAUGUCAUCAUCACCGUCCUCGUUCUUAACUACAGUGGCCGCGCCAGUAUGGCUGCACUGCUUGUUGCAGCUCUUGCCGCGAGUGUUGUCACGUUGUUCAGCGGCAAUUUGCUCGACAUGCAGGCUUUGGGCUAUUUGCAGGCCGGUGCCGGCGUGCUAGGUGUUGCAAGCAAGAUACCCCAGAUUGCUGCUAUCUUUCAAGAGGGUGGGACAGGCCAGCUCAGCGCCUUUACGGUCUUCAACUAUCUCGCCGGUUCGCUCUCGCGCAUCUUUACAACACUGCAGGAGGUGGAUGACCAGCUGAUCUUGUACGGCUUCAUUGCGGGGUUCACGUUGAAUUGCGUCUUGGCGAUUCAGAUGGUGUACUACUGGAACGCGCCUUCUGCCAAGGCUAAGGGAAAGAUGAAGGAAGUGCCUCUCUCUGCGCCUGCGCCGAGUUCAGGUGUUUCUUCUUCUGCGUCGCCCAGAAGCAGUAAAGGGCCGACAACACGCCGCAGAGGCUAAGUAACUGUUUUCGUGUUCUGCAAAACUGGUACGCCUGUGAAGGCCAUCAUAGCGUGUAUCUGGAUCUUAAUAUUUUAAUAUCAAUUCACCGUUCUCUUCUCAGUUGUGUUUUAUUAGUGUCCUCAUCCUGACUGUCACACCAGGCUUGGCAAUGCACUAACCUAGACCCCUAUUGCUUCUAUCUAUGUGCUAGGUGCCGAAGGUACCUAAUGAAGAUAAGUUGUUGUCUUGCAGUGUUGCCAUCCUUGAACCUAAUUGCACUAUCUACCUAGUGUAUCAU
Messenger RNA from Xylaria bambusicola, 1474 nucleotides. RefSeq lists its product as uncharacterized. The transcript has 2 exons. The record is from RefSeq and is a predicted model, not a curated record. The coding region runs from base 319 to 1194 and encodes 291 amino acids. Lineage: Eukaryota; Fungi; Ascomycota; Sordariomycetes; Xylariales; Xylariaceae.